AAAGAAAGCAAAACUAAAAGGGGAAAUAAAAUAAGACGGAUGAGAGAUCUCACGGCUACGAUUAAACGAAUGGCCGUAUAUCAUAGCGUCAAUUUUACUAAUGCUUCAAAGAUUUAAGGCCGCCGGAAUCAGUAAUCACCUUUGUCAGCCACCAGCCAUCCGGCGAGUGUCACAACUUUUUAGAAAGCUUAACUGAAACCCUAUUCAUAAAGGGCUCCCAGUCACCGCCUUACCUGGUAAAGCUCCCAAUUCUCUUCUUUCAAUACCUUACUCAGCAUUCUCGUUGCUGCUUUAAGAAAGUUUCGAUGCUUCAUUCAUUUAUGAACACGGGUAGUCGUUUUUGUGGUUAGUCAUUUUCUGUUUGUUUGGGCGUGGAAAGAAAUUAAAUUCAUAGGAAAGUUGAAUUACUCUCCAAGUUUAAAGAUGGAUAGUUAUGAGUUAUAACUGUGGACACAAAUUUAAACCCGGAUAGUUAUGAGUUACAAAUUUCAUUGCUUCCGCAUCAACUGUGAUUGCUGCAAAAUCUUAAGCUCGGAUCAUCUUUGAUGUUUUAGAUUCUGACUUAUUGUUUUUUUAAAGGAAUGGGUUUUUUGUCUUGUGACUGCCGUCACCUUUCUACUUACUAUUAUACCACUGAGUGUUCUUUUAAAAGCUGAAUGCGGUUCUCUGUGGAGCUCCUGCAACCUUUUCUUCUGUGACUGAUUAAUUCACCAUAGGAAUCAAUUCCUUUUCGGCUGUUUAGGUUUUCUGGUGGUUGUAGACUCUAUCUAGUUGAUUCAAAUCAAGGAUCAGUUGUCCUAGUUUUUUUUAAUAGAAGUCGACAUUUCUAGACAUAUAAGGUCUUAUAAGAAACUAUUGUGGUGCGAUGUUUUUUUGACACCCCUGGACCUAAAGGUGGAUCCUUUAUGGGGUUUUAAACAACCCAAUUGUUUUAUCCCGUGAAGCUGCCUGUUUUAAUUGCAUUUAUGCAUGAAUGUUGCUUUCAAUGCUUAACUGCUAGACCAAGUUGGGAAUUUUUUUUUUCUGUCUCCACUAUGUAUCAACUAAUGGUAUGCGCUAUUGGCUUUUUCACUGUUGCAUUUAAGGAUUUGCGUGCUGUCAACACCCCGGAUCUGUCAAAGCAUUGUGAUUAAGUUUGAAGCCGUCUUUCCUUUACCCCUGAAACGCUUAAUCUUAGUAACUGGGGAGCAAAAGCUAGUUGCCAGAUAUAGAGAAUGGUGAAUAUGGAUCAACCCAAGAGUAGAGUAGCAUUCGUGCUAAUUGAUGGACUGGGUGACGUAUCACUGCCUAGGUUCGGUCACAAAACCCCCUUACAAGUGGCCAACAUACCAAAUCUGGAUGCCAUUGCUUCUGCUGGGUUAAAUGGCCUUAUGGAUCCUGUAGAAGUUGGAUUGGCCUGUGGAAGUGAUACUGCUCAUCUUUCACUGUUGGGUUAUGAUCCCAGAGUGUAUUAUCGGGGUCGAGGUGCGUUUGAGUCAAUGGGUGCUGGAUUAGCAAUGUCACCUGGAGAUAUUGCUUUCAAGUCAAACUUUGCUACACUGGAUGAAAAGACCGGAGUAGUCACUAGCAGGAGGGCAGAUAGGCAUUUUGAAGAGGAAGGGCCUAUUUUAUGUGCUGCGCUUGAUGGAAUGAAACUCCCAUCUUUUCCGGAGUAUGAAGUUAGAGUCAGAUAUGCGACAGAGCACAGAUGUGGAGUGGUUGUUAAAGGACCAAGUUUAAGUGGAAAUAUCUCGGGAACAGAUCCCUUAAAGGACAAUCGUUUACUUUUAAAAGCUGAAGCUCUUGAUGACACCAACGAAGCAAAACAUACUGCUGAAGUGGUUAAUGAGUUGUCCUGUGAAAUCUCUAAAAUCUUGGUUGCACAUCCAUUAAAUGCAAAAAGGGCUGCAGAAGGAAAGAACAUUGCCAAUGUUGUUCUGUUAAGAGGCUGUGGCAUCAGAAUUGAGGUUCCUCCAUUUGAAAAGCUGCAUGGACUGUGGCCAUGCAUGGUAGCACCUACCAAAAUUAUAGCGGGCUUGGGUUUAUCCCUUGGCAUUGAUAUUCUAGAAGCUCCAGGAGCUACAGGGGACUAUCGAACUUUGUUGACCUCCAAAGCGAAAGCCAUUGCUGAGGCUCUCUCAGCUCCUUCAAAGUCCUGUCCUAAUGUUUUUGUACCUGGGGCUGAUGAACAUAAACCAGGUCGAUCAGAUGGCUAUGAUUUUGGGUUCCUUCACAUUAAGGUGUGCUUUCUCGGAAACUUUUUCAAGUUUUUGCUAUUUUUUUUUUCCUUUGUAAUGAUCUAAGGUUUAAGUAAAGAUGACAUGCCAAAUAUGCACCAUAGAAGAGAAGUAAAGUUUUUGUACAAGUCGCAGACUUACCGGACAUAUUCCUACCUAAGUUGCUUGUCGGUAGCUUUCUACACUUCACAAAAACCUGAUCUUUAGGCCUGUUGAAUCUUUAGGCAAUCGAUGAUGCUGGUCAUGAUAAAGCGAGCGUUUUCAAAGUUAAGGGUUUGGAAGCUGUUGAUAAAGCUAUAGGCCAGCUGGCAAGAUUCCUCUGGCAGACACAAUUAACUGGGAAAUUUCAGUACUUCCUUUGUGUCACUGGAGACCACUCUACUCCUGUUGAAUAUGGCGACCACAGUUUUGAACCAGUGCCAUUUGCAUUGUGUCGAUUAGAAGAUUUUGUUAGGGAAGUGGGCGAGUCGCACCUUUCAGAAAUUUCUCUUGACCCAUUUCCACUGCCAAAAGUGGUAGCUGGUGAAGAUAUAACCGAUAUCGCAGGAGUUCAAGGAGGCCUUAAAAGCAAACCAACUCAAGCUUCCAGUGGUGAUAGUGUUUUUGAGUUUCACGAGGUAGCAGCAGCAAGAGGAUGCCUUGGACGGUUUCCUGGGAGUGAAAUGAUGGGAAUUAUAAAAGCAUAUCUUACAAUGGAUGUGUGAGCACUCUGGCUGAGAUUUUGUGGGUCUAACGAGACGAGAUGGUGGAGGUAAUAGGAAUAAGACAUAACUAACGUUGGUUUUUCCCUGAAUAAGUGUGUUUGGUUUAUCAAUCAAACAGUAAAGUAGGUUCUGCUAUAAUUAUAAGCAAUUACAUUGAAAUUCUGUGUUAACAUAGAUAAGAGAGAUCCUUUUUCUUGUUAAUCUUCUGAGAGUUCCAGAAUCUGUUUUUUUUUUUUUUUUUGUAUCCCGUUAAGAUGUACAUAAACAUUCGUUGGCCUUUGAGCUCGCUUGAAAUGGAAGUCCCAGAACUUUGUAGAAA
Molecule: messenger RNA, 3239 nt
Organism: Oldenlandia corymbosa var. corymbosa
Lineage: Eukaryota; Viridiplantae; Streptophyta; Magnoliopsida; Gentianales; Rubiaceae
Source: the annotation of a GenBank genome assembly